This is a messenger RNA of Meloidogyne enterolobii, 1200 nucleotides long. Lineage: Eukaryota; Metazoa; Nematoda; Chromadorea; Rhabditida; Meloidogynidae. The record is from the annotation of a GenBank genome assembly.
AUGUCGACGAUUACGGAAGCCUCUAGAGCUAAAAGUGGAAUAUCCUCUCGUAAUAUUGACUGUGUUGGUUUUGCCAAUUUCCCUAACCAGUUGCUUAGAAGAUGCGUAAAGGAUGGAUUUGAGUUCACAAUGAUGUCUGGUUUGGGUAAAUCAACUUUUUUGAAUACACUUUUCAUGGCUGAACUUCACGAUCUGAAGAACGACAAAUCUUUAGAGAUCAAAUCAACAGUGAGUAUUGAGAGCAAAACUUUUAGACUUUCCGAGAAUGAUGUUCGAUUGAAGAUUACUGUUGUGGACACGCCUGGAUUUGGAGACUUUGUCGACAAUUCUAAAUGCCUCAAGCAAUUAGAUAUAGCUUUUAUGAAAGCUCUUCAAGAUCGUGUUAACAUAAUUCCAGUUAUUGCCAAAGCAGAUACACUUACUCCUACUGAACUUGGACGUUUUAAACAACAUGUAUUCCUAUACAAAUUUUUUAAACGUUUUUAUUUUUUGAAGAUAAUGGAAGACAUGAAUAAGAACAAUAUUUCACUUUACAAGUUACCAGAUUUUGAUUGUGAACAACAGCAAUCGAUUGUUAAUGGUUGUAGUGUUUUACCAACAAAUGGUAAAUCUCAAUCACAUCAAAAUACUACCAAACCUGAGUCAUCUAAACGAUUUCCAUUUGCAAUUGUCGGAUCUACACACGUCAAAGAAGUCUUGGUUGGUGGUGAACAUCGAGCUACUAAACAAAGGGUUCGAGUUCGUGAAUACCCUUGGGGUAUAGUAGAAGUGGACAAUUUGGGACAUAAUGACUUUGUUGCUCUUCGUGAUAUGAUUAUUCGAAAUAAUUUGAUUGAUCUUAUCGAGGUAACUAAAUGUGUACAUUAUGAGAAUUAUCGAAUGCGUAAUUUACCUCAAAGCAGUUUUGACGACGAUCCUUUCACACAAUUGGAGCGAACCAUUGCAAAACGUGCCGAAAUGGAAGACAUGCGCCAGAAGAGAGAUGCUCAGUUUAGUAAAACUGUUGCUGUUCGAGAGCAAAGGCAGAUGGAGAGGACUUUAUCUAUUGACAAGGAGGAAAAGGAAAAUCAGAAAGUAUUAGAGGAAAAGAGGGAACUUUUUGAUAGAAUUAGACUUGAAUUAAAGGAUAAAACUUCUCCCAAAAAUAUUGCUUCAAAUUUAUUGUCGGCUUUAUAUACUUUUAGAAAUAAAGGCAAAUAA